Fukomys damarensis (Damara mole-rat) is the source of this 1144-nucleotide messenger RNA. It is a transcript of the gene Itm2b, whose product is annotated as integral membrane protein 2B. Gene Ontology annotation, biological process: negative regulation of amyloid precursor protein biosynthetic process. NCBI's taxonomy places the organism in Eukaryota, Metazoa, Chordata, Mammalia, Rodentia, Bathyergidae. Gene Ontology annotation, cellular component: extracellular exosome; Golgi apparatus; plasma membrane. Bases 177 to 977 code for a protein of 266 amino acids. The record is from RefSeq and is a predicted model, not a curated record. The transcript is spliced from 6 exons. Gene Ontology annotation, molecular function: amyloid-beta binding.
GAGCGGGGAGACUGCGAGAGCCGGGCUGCAGUACCGACUUUAGCAGCCGCGCAGCCGCUCGACUCCAGUCAGCUGUUGCGGAGUCGCAGCCCGAGUCGGGUCGAGGAGGCUGCAUCUGCAGCCGGGAUCCCAUAGCCCGCGCCCCCAGCCCGCCCCGGGGCGCUCCAGGCCGCACCAUGGUGAAGGUGACGUUCAACUCGGCUCUGGCCCAGAAGGAGGCCAAGAAGGACGAGCCCAAGAGCGGCGAGGAGGCGCUCAUCAUCCCUCCGGACGCCGUCGCCGUGGAUUGCAAGGACCCCGAUGAUGUGGUACCAGUUGGCCAAAGAAGAGCCUGGUGUUGGUGCAUGUGCUUUGGACUAGCAUUUAUGCUUGCAGGAGUCAUUCUAGGAGGAGCAUACCUAUACAAAUAUUUUGCACUUCAACCAGAUGAUGUGUACUACUGUGGAAUAAAGUACAUCAAAGAUGAUGUCAUCUUAAAUGAGCCUUCUGCAGAUGUCCCAGCUGCUCGCUACCAGACAAUUGAAGAAAAUAUUAAGAUCUUUAAAGAAGAUGAGGUUGAAUUCAUCAGUGUGCCUGUCCCAGAAUUUGCAGAUAGUGAUCCUGCAAACAUUGUUCAUGACUUUAACAAGAAACUCACUGCCUAUUUAGAUCUUAACCUGGAUAAAUGCUACGUGAUCCCUCUGAAUACUUCCAUUGUUAUGCCUCCCAGAAACUUGUUGGAAUUACUCAUUAACAUCAAGGCUGGAACCUAUUUGCCUCAGUCAUACCUGAUUCAUGAACAUAUGGUUAUUACUGAUCGAAUUGAAAACAUUGAUCACCUGGGUUUCUUUAUUUAUCGACUGUGUCAUGACAAGGAAACUUAUAAAUUGCAACGCAGAGAAACUAUUAAAGGUAUUCAGAAACGUGAAGCCAGCAAUUGUGUCACAAUUCGGCAUUUUGAAAACAAAUUUGCUGUGGAAACUUUAAUUUGCUCUUGAACAGUCAAGAAAAACAUGGAGAAAAAUUUAAUGCCACAGCAUAACCCCACCCUUUGUGUUUUGUGCAGUGAUUAUUUUUUUUAAUCUUCUUUCAUGUAAGUAGCAAACAGGGCCUCACUAUCUUUUCAUCUCAUUAAUUCAAUUAAAACCAUUAUCUUUAAAAAGUA